Molecule: messenger RNA, 3199 nt
Organism: Lineus longissimus
Lineage: Eukaryota; Metazoa; Nemertea; Pilidiophora; Heteronemertea; Lineidae
Product: procathepsin L-like
Exons: 9
Coding region: 143-1048 (301 amino acids)
Biological process (GO): positive regulation of apoptotic signaling pathway; immune response; positive regulation of peptidase activity
Cellular component (GO): lysosome
Molecular function (GO): cysteine-type endopeptidase activity; cysteine-type endopeptidase activator activity involved in apoptotic process
Source: RefSeq, a predicted model, not a curated record
GGUCAGAGCAAAGUCCCAUCCGAGUCGUCUUGUCAUGUGGAGUUCAUUUGUAGUUGUCCCACGGCAGAGGGAAGAACUAUCCGUAUAGAUUUCUGGCAUUUGUGUCCAUUUUUAAAGGAUUUGAAGAGAAAGUACAGCCAAGAUGAUACGGACAGUUUUGUUCCUCGGUCUUAUGACCUUGACCUUGACCUUUGCCCUUGACCUUGAUGCUCAGUGGAUGUCCUUCAAGAAGACCUAUGCUAAAGACUAUCAGCAGACUGAGGAAUUAGUCAGGAAGAUAAUUUUCAAGGAGAAUGUCGCUCACGUCCAGAAGCACAAUCUCCAGGCAGAUAUGGGCAUGCACACAUACUGGUUAGGAAUCAACGAAUACACAGACUGGUCUCAUGAAGAAUUCGUCAACUACAUGAACGGGAUCAAUUUGAACCAGAAUAGGACGAGGACUGGCGGCUCCACCUUUCAGGAACCUCAGUACCUGGUUCUCCCUGACACUGUCGACUGGAGGCCGAAGGGGUUUGUGACUGAUGUCAAGAAUCAGAAACAAUGCGGCUCCUGCUGGGCCUUCUCAGCCACUGGUGCCCUUGAAGGUCAGCAUUUCAAGGUCAAGGGCAAACUGGUAUCCUUGUCUGAACAAAACCUUGUUGACUGCUCUAAAGCUGAAGGAAACUUCGGAUGCCACGGAGGGUUAUCUAGCAACGCCUUCGAUUACGUUAGAAUGAAUGCUGGGAUUGACACUGAAGAUUGUUACCCGUAUGAGGCCAAAGUACGUGAUUGGUUGGAAGGAGAAAGGAUGAUGUGUGCCGCUUCAAAUCGACCUGCAUUGGUUCCCUUUGUGUGGGGUAUCAGGACAUCCCCCAUGGGAACGAAACAGCCCUCCAGGUGGCAGUCGCGACGGUCGGACCAAUCUCGGUCGCGAUUGACGCGAGUCAUAAGUCAUUCCAGUUGUACAAAACUGGUAUCUACAACGAACCUAACUGCAGCACUACUCAUCUGGAUCACGGUGUCCUCGCGGUUGGGUACGGUACUUACCAGGGACAACCCUAUUGGUUAGUCAAAAAUAGUUGGGGUACCACUUGGGGUCAACAGGGCUACGUCAUGAUGACACGUAACAAAAACAACCAGUGUGGGAUAUCCACAAUGGCGACAUACCCAUGGGUCAUGUGAGGACUGUGCAUGACGGAUGUUGAUAGAAGUAUACAUAAAGUUGCGCAAUAAUUGUGAAAAAUACAACAUUCCAGGCCUUUUUUGUUAUCUAGCCAUAGAUCGAUGAUCGUCUGUAAACCAUGCCAACUGUCCGAAAAUAGAUAUUCCGAAAAUGAGGGACGUUUGUAUUCGGUUUGUAGAAUUGCGCUUUCUCUUCCGUAUUGCUCGUAGGCCUACUAGCAGGCGGAUGUUAUUCAUCCUCAAUGUUGUAACCGACUGUGCACGUUACGAACGUCCGAUUUCGUAUUAAGAAUUAGGAAGUAUCCGAAUUAAGAAUUAGGAAAUAUGCAUGUACACAUUGUAUGCUAAGUUUGUAGAAUCUGUAAUGAACUCAAAGUAUCAAAAUGUGAUGAAACACUUUUAUUAUGAAGAUGGACAAAAUAGAAUGACAUGUUUAAAAUCAGUGGUAUUAAUUUAACACUUGCACAAUCAAAUCAGAUAUACCGACAUUUUGACAAACUCGCACAGUGACGAAAUUUAAGAUAGAUAUUUCAGGCACUGGAAUUGAUCAAAGCAUCCCGUGAUUUAGGUUUUUGAUAAUCCUACACCUUAUACUGCGUCACCAGUUCGAAUUAAAGUCUUAUUUAGGCCUGAUAAGUGCCACCUUAUUUCAUGAUACGGUUUAUUUUAUCAAUAAAUAACAACGUAUGACCUUUUGUAAGUAAAACCUGAAACUUUUUGGUCAGUUUUACGGUGACUUCAUGGGACACUAUAAAUGCCGCACAGGGCAGCAGUUAUCUUUGCGGGCUGAGAAGUGACUCGGUAGGACUACGACUGUGUGGAACUACAUCGCCAGUGAAAUGGUUUUAUUCGUACACCCUCUAUCUACCAAGUGAUAUCGGGACUUUUAGCAUUCUCUAGCGGUGUCUAAGUUUACAUAUCUUAAAGUAGCAAUAAUUUCGUUGUUGUCGCCUGGGAAGCGCAAAAUAUGUUGAAGAAUGCCGAGAGCGGUGCAGAAUGAGUAUGCCCACACCCGGGUAUUGCCAACAACCCGUAUGCUGGACUCAAGUAUGACAUCUAUUUUUUCGGCAAAGAUGUCAUUGCCUGGGAUGAUGCCAUUUUUUGGGAAGGCAACUUGUACGGACCGCUGCUAUGCGACCAUGGGAAGACAUACGUUGAUUGCGAUUUGUUCCCGGGUGUUCCACCAGCGACGACACCGCUCCUUUGGGAUGAGUAUCGACGCGAUUCUUGUGAGAUUUCUGGUAACUAUCGCGCUGAUUGUACAGGGCACUCGUAAAGGCAUCUCCAAAAACAACAAAGUCAUUUUUCAAAUGGAAAAGAAUGUACCGCGUGAAUCUAGAGUUAUCGGGUUGGAAAGAAUGAAAUAUUUCGUCCCGUUUUCUGGAAUGAAUUCGACGUCAUAUACGAGAAUCCCAUCAAAUAAAUAUAUUUCAUUAGAGUAACCUAAUUCUCCUGAUUAGAGAAAUUUGUUUUUGGAACAUGUAGUAAUGGAAUAAUUAUUUGGUCUGAACGAUAAAAUUGUAACGUUGUUAUAUUGAGACACCUCAUAUUUUGACACAUCAUGAUUUUAAAUUUGCUAUAAAUUAAUCUAAGUUAUCAAGCCUAUCUUACGCAAAAUUACGAAUAACGUAUAAAGGUGCAAUUAGGACUGCAUGAUCAUCUCACUGCCAUCGACCGGUUAUCGCAGUUUAUUCCAGACGUUCAAUUUUGUCGCGUUUUUUAUCAACCCGACACCAAUGUACGUAAUGCACUGCACGACAACUCACUCAAUCUGUCACUCGGUAAUCGUUAUCACAAUUAACUAUAUCUACAUUAUAGUAACUUAUGUUGGAAUUGUUGGUUAAAAUCCAUAAAUAUUUUAUUCCAUGAUCUAGCAUGACCAGUUUUUCACAUUAAGCAAGAUGACAAGCGACCAACAAAAGCUUAAAAUCAUUCGAAACCUGUGUAGUGUAUAGUGUAGGCAACCACAUUUUCGCCUCUCACUUUUAAGCAAUCUACAAAAACUUAUGGGAUGAAUAAAAUGUUCAUGUUUUUAUAA